AGAAGAAUCCACCCCAAGUUUACUGAUCCGUGCCUUGUUUUCCUGCCCCCUCCCUCUCCUACCGGUUGAAUACACUCUCUCACUCUGACCAGGCUGUCUCUUCAGGCUAAUGUUGCUCUCAUUACCAACAAAGCAUGGGUAGUCAGUCGCAUGCCAACAGCAGAGCAGGGCAACACCAAGAGACUCACUAAGUCUUCUAACUCCAGAAUACCUAGACGGAGGCUAUUAAAGUGAAAAUAUUUUUAACUUUUUUUUGCUUCUUUAACUCCCAGGUCAUUUGUUUCACCAUGGAAUUUGGGAAAAUUAGUUUGAAUCUCAAAACAGUGCUGUUGACCAUGAUGAUGUUCAAAUGGGGGAUAUUCUGCACGGCGACCAGUGACAAGUGUUUGUCCGGGCCCUGCCAGAAUGGCGCCACCUGCGUGGACACCAUGGACGACUAUGCGUGCCUCUGCCCCCCUCGCAACGAGGUCCGCUACAUGGGCAAAGACUGCGACGAACUCUACAAUGCCUGCUCCUUUGCCCCCUGCUCAGACUGCACCAGCACCCCUGGCACGUCCGAGUACCACUGUGUCUGUCCCGAAGGAUUUACUGGGGACAACUGCACUGAGGAAGUGGACGAGUGCCAUAGCAACCCUUGCUCUUUUCCCCACACAGAGUGCAUCGACCAGGUCAACAGGUACUUCUGCCGAUGUCCACCCGGCUACGGAGGAGAGGACUGUGAAGAGCGGGUGCCCGACUGCAUCGACGAGCCGUGUCUGAACAAUGGGACUUGUAUACUGUUACAGGAGGGGUUUGAGUGUCACUGUGCGGGGUUUGACGGGGAGCAUUGUGAAGAGGAUGUGGAUGAGUGUGCGUCCCAUCCUUGCCAGAACGGCGCUAUCUGCAUGGACGGCGUGGCCGAGUUUCACUGUUUCUGUGUGCCAGGCUUCCAGGGCUAUAAUUGCGAGAUCGACAUCAAUGAGUGCGCCUCGCGGCCCUGCGAGAAUAAUGGGACCUGUAUCAACGAGAAGGACCGGUAUAAAUGCCAGUGUCUCGUAGGGUUUACAGGAGUGAAUUGUGAGGUGGAGAUAGAUGAGUGCGAGUCCAAUCCGUGCCGCAACGGAGCCACCUGCCAUGACCUCCUUGGUCUGUACUCCUGUGAGUGUCUGCCUGGGUUCGAGGGCACAGACUGCGAAGUGGACAUUGACGAGUGUGCCAGCGAUCCCUGCCUAAAUGGGGCUAUCUGUCAGGACAAGGUGGACAGCUAUGAGUGUGACUGUGAGGACACAGGCUUCCUGGGUGACCACUGUGAGGAGGACAUCCCUGAGUGUGCAUCUGACCCGUGUCAGCACGGCGCCACCUGCCUGGAGGGAGUCAAAGAGUAUACCUGUCUCUGCUGGCCUGGUUAUGAGGGGGAGAACUGUGAGAUGGACAUUGAUGAGUGUGCUCAGCAGCCAUGUGAAAACGACGGCGAGUGUUUCGAGCGUUCCGACACAUCCCACUGGGAGAUGGACUGGGAGUUCAGGUUCGCCGACGCUGCCGGAUACCUGUGCCAAUGUCCACCCGGGUUCGCAGGAGAGAACUGUUCCGUGAACAUUGAUGAGUGUGAGUCUGAACCCUGCCAGAAUAGAGGCUCUUGUGAGGAUCAGGUGAAUGGCUACACCUGUUUAUGUCCAGAAGGAUUUAUGGGGGAAAUUUGCGAAAUCAACAUUGAUGAGUGCGAGAGCCAGCCAUGUCUGAACGGUGCAUGGUGCGAGGACGGCAUGGCCAGCUACACCUGCCACUGUCCUGAGGCUGAGCCUGACAAGCUGCCCUGGGGUGGCCACCACUGCGGCAUCCAGCUCCUGGGCUGCGUGGAUCAAGAAUGCCAGAAUGGUGCCACCUGCCACCCGUGGCUGGAAGAGGAAGAGCAUGGCCACACCUGCCUCUGCCCCCACGGCUUCUACGGUGAGCUCUGCUCCACACCCACCACCUUCUCAUUCUCCAGUCCGGGCUUCGUCCUUAUCAUGGUCACCCUGGAAGUGGAAGAGAGGAGGAGACGGAGGCAUGCUGAGCACCACCACCACGGGAAGGGAGUCCGGCUACGCUUUCGCACCACCUUGUCCGACAUGGUGCUCUUCUACCGUGGCGAUGCUGACAGCCACCUCUUGCUGGAGAUUGUGGGUGGAGGUCUUCGCGCCAAGGCCUUCUCGGAGGAUGCCGAGCUGGAGGUUGCAUUCUCUGGGCUGGUCAGCGAUGGAGACUGGCACGACGCUGACGUGUACGUGAACGAAGAGGAAGGGCUGGUUUUUAACCUGAAAGGUCCAGGAUGCGACAGCGAAGGGUGCACGGUGAAGGAUGGUGGUCCCAACGGGCCACACUUCGUUCCCUCUGAGGCGUUCGGUCACGUCUACGUGGGCGGUGCCCCCGGAGAGUUGCUGGAGCACACGAAGAGUGGCCACGGGUUUGUGGGGUGUGUGGAGGACCUGCUGAUCGACUUCAAGGACAUCCUGCCCCAGAACCUUCCAGAGGAGCAGGCCAAUGAGAUGGAGCUAGGCUGUAGCAAGACAGAGUGGUGUGAACCUGACCCCUGCUCCGGUCAAGGCCACUGUGUGGACCUGUGGAUCAGCCACCGCUGCGACUGCUACCGGCCCUACCACGGUCACAGCUGCGCCGAUGAGUUCCCCUCCUGGACAUACAGCCAUGAGGAAACUGUGAGCUACAGUGCCUAUGACAUUGGCACUGAUCACGGCGCCAACUUCAGCGUCUCCUUCUUCCUGCGGUCUCUGAAGCCCGAUGGCCUGCUCUUCCAGCUGAGGCGACCCGGAGAGGACGGAGAAGAGGGCGAGGCCUACUUUAAUGUUUUCCUGGGCAUGGGGAGAGUCCUGGUCAGCUCCGUCCCCGAAAGCCACCCACUGACGGCACCCAUCGUCGUGACCACCGGCAAAAAGCAACUUCUACACGUCGAGGUCCAGUAUGGACGGGUGUUCUUCCAGCACGCCGGCCUGCGCUACGGAAUAGGGGAGGUUCCCGAGGUGGAGGUGCACAGUGGGGACCUGGCCUACGUAGGGGGUCUCCCCAGGGAGAGGGAAAACUCUGAGGCCUGGGGGGGACACUUCAAGGGCUGCCUGCAGGACCUGCGUCUGGACGGAGCGCAUCUAGACGUGGAUGCAUGGAACAGCACACUAAAUAACUCAGAGGGAGAGGUCUACUUCCCCGCUGAUGCUGAGAAUGUAGAGCCGGGCUGUAUUAGCGACAACUCCUGCCAGCCGGAGCCAUGCCAGAACGGAGGAGACUGCACCAUCACGUGGAAUGGCUUUGCAUGUUCUUGUCCUGUGGAUUUCACUGGGAAGACCUGCGAGACGCGCGUGUGGUGUGUCAGUGACCCGUGUGUCAAUGGUGGACAAUGUGUGGACCUGACUGAUGGAUAUGAGUGUGUGACCAACGCUACCUUCGAGAACAACCCGGUGCAGUACAGUGCAGAGGGUUCCUUGGGCUCGUCUCUGACCCACGUGUACCUGGAGCUCCGUACUCGCUCAGAGAACGCUGUGCUGCUCCGUGCCUCCCACGGGGCCGAGCUCCUACUGGUGGGACUGCUGGACUCCUCUAUCCGUGUCGAGAUCCACGGUGGAAACAGUGUGGAGGUGCUGACCUUCUCCGGUGUGCGACACGUGGCCGACGGCGGAUGGCACCGGGUGAGCAUUUCCAUGGCUGACCCUGAUAGCGAGGCAUCACACUGGGUCAUCACCGUGGAUGGCAUCACUGACGCCAGCAGCACCCCAGAGGAGGCAGGUGCCCUGCACUUCCUCAACGAGGCAGGGGCGGAGGUCGCUAUCGCCGAGAGCUUCACAGGCUGCCUGGGCGCCGUAAGGGUCAGCGGGGUCUAUCUACCAUUUGUGGAUGAUCUACACCCGCCACAGCCUGCCCACUUCCACAGAACGAGCGACGAGGAGAUUCGUAUGGGCUGUAUGAGUGAGGAUGUAUGCCAUUCGGACCCCUGUCAGAACGGCGCCAUGUGCAAGGAUCUCUUUAACAAGUUUGACUGUGUUUGCAAGCCAGGUUGGGAGGGAGAAAAUUGCGAGGUGGACACGGACGAGUGUGCAUCUGGGCCCUGCGUCCACGGCACCUGCAUGGAUGAGUUGGCAGGUUUCGAGUGCGUGUGCAACCCGGGGUUUGGGGGCGUUUCUUGCGAUGAGGACCUUAAUGAGUGUGAGGAACAUGGCUGUGAGAACGGGGGCUCCUGCAUGGACCGGGUGAACAGCUACACCUGUGAGUGCACAGACGACUACACCGGCCCACUCUGCCAGUGGACUUAUCCCCCACUGACAUGCGAAGAGGAUGUUCAUUGUGAAAACGGGAUCUGCCAUGACGGACUGUGGGGGGCCAAUUGUACCUGUGUGCCCGGUUUUGCAGGGGAGAGGUGUGAAACGGAGAUAGAUGAGUGUGAGUCGAACCCCUGUCAGAAUGGUGGAUCGUGUAUCGAUCGAGUCAACAGGUUCUGGUGUGUUUGCCUGCCUGGCUACAGCGGUCUGUUCUGCGAUACAAGCAAACAGCCCCAGAAAGAGAGGGUGCCGUGGCUGGUGAUAGCCAUCCCCCUGGUGUGCCUCUGUGUCCUGCUGGCUGUCAUUGGCAUCACCUUCAUGGUGCUCACCGCCCGCAAGAAACGCCAGUCAGAGGGCGCCUACAGCCCCAGCACUCAGGAGGUGGCCGGGGCGCGUCUGGAGAUGGACAGCAUGCUCAAGGUUCCCCCAGAGGAGCGGCUCAUCUGAUCGAGUCAUAAAAGCUGAUUCGAGAACUGUGCUCGGAACAUGUUGCUAUGCAGCGUAACACAAAAAGCUGCAAAAGCAGAUCUGAGAGCACCGCACUGCUGGCAGGUGCGCGAGACUCACUUGAGACAAUAGACUCUGUAUAGUCAGUCUAGCUGGCUGGAAGGAGAUACAGGGGGAGAAGAGAAGAUCUGCUGCCCCCUGCUGGACGGAUGGACAUGUUACUGACCCAGUGGUGCCGUGUAAUUGUGUUUUGAUGGACUGAUCUAAUGUGUGAGUGGUUUUGAGGGUCUUGGGGAGGGAAUGGAGGUUAAAGGAGUGAGGGUUGGC
This is a messenger RNA of Oncorhynchus keta (chum salmon), 5054 nucleotides long. RefSeq names its product crumbs cell polarity complex component 2a (gene crb2a). Gene Ontology annotation, biological process: heterophilic cell-cell adhesion; establishment or maintenance of epithelial cell apical/basal polarity. Lineage: Eukaryota; Metazoa; Chordata; Actinopteri; Salmoniformes; Salmonidae. The record is from RefSeq and is a predicted model, not a curated record. Gene Ontology annotation, molecular function: calcium ion binding. Gene Ontology annotation, cellular component: plasma membrane; protein-containing complex.